UCUCUUUUUGACAUUUUAUGUAGAUUACUUGAGGCCUUUCAAAGGUCACGCAUCGCCCCUAACAUAGGGCUUGCAACACAGAAAUAUCGAGCAGCCACUGAAAUGAUGAAAGAAAUUGAAGCUUUGGAGCGAAAGCUUUUCUUUGAGCAAGUUGCUCUGAAUGUUACAGAAAAUAGAUGUGAUUUUCUGGAUGACAACUACCGGUAAUUGAAUUGCUGUUUAAUAACCGUACACUAUGGCGUUAUUAAAAAGUUAAAUACAGAAGUUCUUCACACACACAAAAAAAACAUGAGUUCUGAAAUAAUCAGAAGACUCUAUUAUAGUACUCUGUCGGUGUAUAGAGAGUUUGGAGAUCGGCAAGUAUGGAGGGGAGGGGAGAGAACGAAACCUAGUGCUCUCAAAUGAGGCAACUCAGAAAAAAAAUCAUUUCAAGCUGUAAAUAUGUUUUAUCUCUUUUUACAGUCUUCUUCACGACAACGAGACAAGCCUUUACUGGCAGAAGUCAUCCUGUCAAACAAACCUGGAGGCCUUGAAAAAGAAACAAGAGGCCAUUCAGUUCAGUCGAUUCAAAGACGAAAAUCCGCUGGAACAGUGGGUCGUCUGCUCGCUUCCAAAUCUUUACUUCGGAAGAGUUGAAACCCUAUCAUCAUGGCAUUAG
Pocillopora meandrina is the source of this 658-nucleotide messenger RNA. NCBI's taxonomy places the organism in Eukaryota, Metazoa, Cnidaria, Anthozoa, Scleractinia, Pocilloporidae. The record is from the annotation of a GenBank genome assembly.